Messenger RNA from Eruca vesicaria subsp. sativa (arugula), 402 nucleotides. NCBI's taxonomy places the organism in Eukaryota, Viridiplantae, Streptophyta, Magnoliopsida, Brassicales, Brassicaceae. The record is from the annotation of a GenBank genome assembly.
AUGACUACAACCAGCCUAGGGUUUGGAGGGAUCUGCAGAUUCAACUGGUGGAUAAUACGAAAACAUCUCAUCAUGGAUCUCGUCGACGGCGGCUGGUUGACGCCACCAUGUCAGCUGAUCACUACUCGUUUCCCUCAGGACACGCGUCUCGUAUCUUCUUCGUCGCUGCUUCCGUUCACUUCUUUACGUAUCCGUCUCCCAUGGCUUCUCCGGGAUACUCUUUCUUGGACGGGGGGGGUGAGGGGUGGUGGAGAGGGAGAUGUGAAUCUGGGAAACGGUGACUGCUGUGUCGAGGAUUCUGUUAGGGAGGCGCAUUACGUGCUCGAUGUAGCUUCUAGUGCUUGCUUGGGUGUUUUAGAAGCUUUCUUUGCUCUUCGAAUCUUGUAUGAAAAUCUUGUGUGA